This is a messenger RNA of Colossoma macropomum (tambaqui), 1334 nucleotides long. Its product is annotated as C-type lectin domain family 4 member E-like. Bases 195 to 1238 code for a protein of 347 amino acids. The record is from RefSeq and is a predicted model, not a curated record. The transcript is spliced from 8 exons. NCBI's taxonomy places the organism in Eukaryota, Metazoa, Chordata, Actinopteri, Characiformes, Serrasalmidae.
UUCCCUCUGCUUUUGGCAUUGGCCUCUCUCUCUCUCUCUCUCUCUCUCUCGUGGUUCACAUGUCACGCAUAAAAGAGAGGGAUAAAAUUGGAAAGAGGAGCAGAGAAAGCUCACAGGAGUUCACAAGCCCAUCCUCUACCCACCACAGUGCAGACAAGGUGUUAUUAAAGAGUGUGUAGAGCGUUUGAGGUCAGAUGGCUGCUGUUCUGUUCUUCGCUCUGCUGGCAUCUCUCUGUGUGAACACUGGGCUCGGUGUUCCCUUGACGAACAGCGAAUCCAGUGGUUCGGAGGCGGAGGCGGCUGCUCAGCCUCUGGAUCUGACCGCCCUUCAGGAGCGCUUCUACUGCUUCUGCUCCAACACCACUCUGGAACAAAACUGUUCAGUAACAGCGAAGACGUGCAGACCGUGUCCGGAGGACUGGACAUAUCUAGAGGGGAAGUGCUACUACUUCAGCAAAGACAAACUGGACUGGAAGAACAGUAGCGACAGCUGUGUGUCUGUGGGCAGUCAUUUAACAAUCCUCCACACCCAGCAGCAGCAUGAUCAUCUGGAUAAAAUCGCUCAUGAUAUCGGUGAGUUAGAUUAUCAUUUCUGGAUCGGCCUGACUGACUCUGAAGAAGAAGGAGUGUGGAAAUGGGUGGACAACACACUGGUCGACAAAACGUACUGGAGUGAAACUCCCAAAGAGCCCAAUAAUCACGAGUCUGGAGGACCGCAAGGUGAAGACUGUGUCGUGCUGCAGUCCCAGUCUAAAACCUGGUUCGACGUUCCCUGCGACUUCAACUACAAACGAAUCUGUGAGAUGGACGCCAGGCUGUGUCCUCAGGGCUGGAUAUAUCUAGAGGGGAAGUGCUACUACUUCAGUAAAGACAAACUGGACUGGAAGAACAGUAGCGACAGCUGUGUGUCUAUGGGCAGCCAUUUAACAAUCCUCCACACCCAGCAGCAGCAUGAUCGUCUGGAGAAAGUUGCUCACGAUAUCGGUGGGUUAGACUAUCAUUUCUGGAUCGGCCUGUCCGACUCUGAAGAAGAAGGAGUGUGGAAAUGGGUGGACAACACACUGGUCGACAAAACGUACUGGAGUGAAACUCCCAAAGAGCCUAACAAUGAUGAGUCUGGAGGACCUCAGGGUGAAGACUGUGUCGUGCUGCAGUCCCAGUCUAAAACCUGGUUCGACGUGCCCUGCGACUUCCUUUACAAACGCAUCUGUGAGAUGGACGCCAUUAAAAUAGCCUGAAUUACUGCACUGUAAUGUAGAUAGAAACUCAGGGCAUUGCAUUGUUUUUCCAUAAAUAAAGAAAAUGGAAGAUCUGCCAAGCUGGGCUGAGUUUAA